Monoraphidium neglectum is the source of this 238-nucleotide messenger RNA. RefSeq lists its product as hypothetical. The transcript has a single exon. The record is from RefSeq and is a predicted model, not a curated record. NCBI's taxonomy places the organism in Eukaryota, Viridiplantae, Chlorophyta, Chlorophyceae, Sphaeropleales, Selenastraceae. The annotation marks the transcript as partial.
GAAGUGGCCGUUCUACUUCCUGCCCAUCUGCACCCUGGAUGACGCGGGCGCCAAGGAGGGGCAGCAGGUCGGGCAGCAGCAGCAGCAGCAGCAGGAGGAGCAGCAGGAGCAGCAGCAGGAGCAGGAGCAGAAGCACGAGCAGCAGCACGAGCAGCAAGGCGGCGAGGACGCCCUGCGGGAAAGCGGCGAGCAGCGGCGCGAGGAGGAGGCGGCCGUGGCGGCCGCGCAGCGGGACUAG